UGUGCUUGCCGUUUCAUAUACAUAUCUAUGAUAUAUAGUUUGUUGGAGUAAAAGUGUAUUUACGAGCGUGCAAAAAAAGAAAAAGAAAAAAAUGAACAAAGCAGUGAACGCAUUUGUAACAUGCGAACAAUUCAAGUCGUUCUUGAGCGUUAAUUUUAAAGACUUUGAAGAACUUUUAGGCUUUUCUGCAAUUCGAGCUUUGGAAGAUGGUGAAAACUAUAUAACAACAAUAAUAAGAAUUCGAGCUGAUAUAAAGCUAAAAGAUAAAAGCCGUCAGCGCAUUUCUUUCAUAUUAAAAAUUCCACUAAAGCUAAGUGAAAAUAAUAAAGUUAACGACAAAGGCGAAAGCCAAAGCGAAGUGGAAGCACCAACAGACUAUCAUGAGCUCUUUGUCUCGGAAGCGGAUAUGUACGACAACAUCGUGCCAGAGUUGGAGCAAAUAUAUGCAAAGUUUGGUAUUCAAUUGCAUUUCAAAGCAAAACGGUACCGUUUCGCUCACGAAUUAAGCUGUAAUUACAUACUUAUGGAAGAUCUACAGGCAAGGGGAUUUGAAAAUAUGCCGCGGCAAAAGGGUCUCGAUGUCGCUCAUACGAAUGCAGUGCUAUCGAAGUUAGCACAGUGGCAUGCUGCAUCUGCUAAGAGAGUGGAGGUCAGCGGUGUUUACCCAGAGGAGUAUGUGAAUAGCUAUUUCACAGAUGAGCAUAUGACAUUCAUUGACAGCAUGAAUACAACAUUCAAUGAGCCGUUCAAACAGUGCUUGGAGAGCUACAAUUUGUUGACCCGAGAGAAAGAGAUAAUAAUCAAUUACAUGCGUAAUAUGAACCAAUUAUAUUCGAAAUUCGGCACAGUUCAUCCGGAAAACUUCAAUGUUCUCAACCAUGGUGAUUUUUGGAUCAAUAACAUUAUGUUCCGACAUGACGACGAUGACAGAACUGCCGUAGAGGAGGUGAUAUUUGUCGAUUUUCAAUUGCCCAAGUUCGGCAGUUUCGCAAUGGAUUUGUUUUGUUUCUUAAUGACUUCGCCGCAUUGGAAUAUAAAAUUGAAAAGCUUUGAUAAUUUCGUUGGGUACUAUUAUCUGGAGUUGGUACGAAAUCUGAAAAUAUUGCAGUACUCGAAAUCGAUACCAACACUGGAAGAUCUAAAGGCUCAAUUAGAGAAACAUGGUUUGUGGGCAUUUGUUUGUGUUCAACGCAUGCUGGCUGUAGCUUUGCUGGAUCCGCAAGAAAAUUCCAACAUCGAAACCUUCAUGAGCAACAAUGAGGAAGGGAAGGCCUUUAAAAAACGAAUGUACUAUAAUCCCUUAUACGUGGAACAAGUGAAAGAGAUUUUGCCGUGGCUAAUAGAGAAACGUUACCUACAUUAUAUGACACAGAUCUCAUAAUGGAUUAUUAUUUAAGCCUUUUAUAUAUACUCAAACAUUUUCAUAGAUAUUUAGGUAAAAUGUAAGUGGGUAUACGAGUAUAUUAUAUAAAUGUUUAUAUAUUAACGAAUUUAAAAUUAUUAGAAUCUUAAGCGUUUGCCAUUUUUACAACUCGGUAUAUAUUUCUAUUUUGGUUAUUUAAAUAAAGGAAAAAUUUAUUAA
This is a messenger RNA of Ceratitis capitata (Mediterranean fruit fly), 1582 nucleotides long. RefSeq lists its product as hypothetical. NCBI's taxonomy places the organism in Eukaryota, Metazoa, Arthropoda, Insecta, Diptera, Tephritidae. The coding region runs from base 92 to 1381 and encodes 429 amino acids. The transcript is spliced from 4 exons. The record is from RefSeq and is a predicted model, not a curated record.